Molecule: messenger RNA, 1605 nt
Organism: Salarias fasciatus (jewelled blenny)
Lineage: Eukaryota; Metazoa; Chordata; Actinopteri; Blenniiformes; Blenniidae
Gene: jpt2
Product: Jupiter microtubule associated homolog 2
Exons: 5
Coding region: 104-754 (216 amino acids)
Cellular component (GO): nucleus
Source: RefSeq, a predicted model, not a curated record
AGGGCGGCGUGCACGCGCAGACAGAGGAACUCGCCCGGCCGUCCAGUUGGCAAACUGACGAAGUUGUCUUCGGAAACUUGAAGACUCAAUAACAAAACCAAAAAUGACUUCGACCAACAUGUUCCAAGGGAUGGACACCAGUGCCAAACCGAGUUCAAGGGUUUUGAGGCCACCCGGAGGUGGCUCCAGCAACCUUUUUGGUGGCUACGAAGAAGAUGCUGCAGCAUCGAGGAGACCCAAUAAGAUGGCCUCUAAAGUCUUUGCUCCGCCGGAGGUGGCCCAGACUACCCAGAGGCGUUCCAACCCUCCAGGUGGGAAGACAAGUGGAAUAUUUGAUGCACCCGACUCCUCAGCUCAGUCACAAAGAAGCGUCCCACCCGGAGGACCGACCAACAGCAUAUUUGCUCCCGCCGACAAUGUGCCUGUGCAAAGUCCGAGCCGAACCCAUCCAAAUAAGCCAAAGGACAAUCUGAGUGUGGGACCUGAGCCUGAAUCACCAGCACCCGUAGCCAAGGUAAGCCCACCCGAGGUGAAGGAAGAGGCCUCCCCUGCACCUCCUGCAGCCCCCGUGCCAGCCAAAGAAGAGCCAGCCGCCGUCUCGGCCCCACCAGAGCCAGAACCCAAACCCGCGGCUCCGUCACUCCCUGACGAAGCAAUGCUGAAGAACCACGAGCCUCACCUGGGCCCCAAGCCUCGCUCUCACAAUCGGGUCCUCAACCCCCCCGGAGGAAGGUCCAGUGUGAAAUUCUACUGAUCAGCUCAGCACGCCACUCCUCCCAGUCUGUGUCCAUCCACUCGAUGUCCGCCGCCGUGUUAAUCUUCUCUCAUUCCUGCACCCCUCUCCUGACAGCUGUGUCUCCCUGCAUCCAAACCCAGACCGCUCUCCGGUCUGAUAUCUCAACCUUCUUGCACUUUCAGCUCUUUAUCUCGUUUAUUUUCAUCUUUCAAUGAAGCCUGCAAUCACCAAUCAGCCGUUCAAUCACUUUAGCUGUAACACAGUACAAUCUCAGUUUUACGGUUUGUUUGUAUUUUAUAGCAAGUUUGAUUCUCUACGUAUUUGAAAAAAAAAUUUCUUUUGCAUUUCGAAAAUGACUGCGUUGUUGGCGUUUGUACAUUUUCAGCUGUAAACUAACCGACAUUGCAAUCAGCUGUCACGUCAUGGAAGGCAAAUCAAUGGAAAACAGUUUCUCAAAUGCCAGGGAAUCUUGAUUUCGCACCUGAACGUGGAGGCAUUCAGCGCCGAGGGGUGAACAGUGUAAAAUGCUUGAGGGACUUCCACUAGUGCUCUUCAUGCGAAUGUGUCGUGCAGGUCCUUUUCUGCUUUGUCCUCAUUGCUUGCUUCUUUUCUGAUACCAUGCCUUUGAUUUUGCUUGGGGUAGGCCUCUGUUUAUGUUUUAAAUUAAAACGGUUGAAGACACGUGCACACGGCCUACCUGAGUCUAGGUGGGCUCAAAAAUAAUAAUAACCUUCUCAUUCAUGUUCUGACGCACAUCCAUGGCACCCCGGUGCCGGCCUGUCCCCUGUGUGUUGAUGUGCCUGGCAGGCAAUGAGUGCAGCAGAAGAAGAUCCUGUGUAUUGCAAUAAAACUGUUGUUUUGCAUUUAAA